Molecule: messenger RNA, 1891 nt
Organism: Corythoichthys intestinalis (scribbled pipefish)
Lineage: Eukaryota; Metazoa; Chordata; Actinopteri; Syngnathiformes; Syngnathidae
Product: pyruvate dehydrogenase E1 component subunit alpha, mitochondrial-like
Exons: 13
Coding region: 106-1488 (460 amino acids)
Biological process (GO): pyruvate decarboxylation to acetyl-CoA
Cellular component (GO): intracellular membrane-bounded organelle
Molecular function (GO): pyruvate dehydrogenase (acetyl-transferring) activity
Source: RefSeq, a predicted model, not a curated record
GCCACCCUCCAAUAAACAAAACGAAGAAGCGCCUCCACCGCCUCCUCCCAUCAACCAAAAACUCGCCUUAAAUCCUCUUAAAAACUCCCCACGCCGUCCACUAGCAUGCAGAACAUGUUGACUCUCCUCUCCAACGCGCUGUGUCGGAUCACCGGCAGGUCUGCGGGAGCACAAACGGUGUCGGAGUUGCUGAUUGACCUGUCAGAGUACGUCAGUCUAACCUCGCCAGCGGCCCCUGACUUGGCUCGGACGCAGCGACUGCCCCCCAAACCUCCGCCAAUAGUCGGCGAUAAAGCCGGCACAGCGCCUUUAGCUAGCACAUCGCUAGACGCGCCAGUAAGCAGCAGUGGCGACGUCGGCCUCCAGGCUGCCCGUGUCACCGCUUCCCGAUCUUUUGCAGACUUCACACCUCAGGUGACCUUGGACAUCAAGAAAUGCGAUUUGCACCGAUUGGAGGCGGGGCCUCCCGUGCAAGCAGAGCUAACGCGUGAGCAGGGCCUCCAGUAUUAUCGCACCAUGCAAACAGUAAGGCGCAUGGAGUUGAAAGCCGAUCAGCUGUACAAGCAGAAGAUCAUCAGAGGUUUUUGUCACCUUUAUGACGGACAGGAAGCAUGCGCUGCUGGAAUCGAGGCCGCCAUCAACUCUAGCGAUCACCUGAUCACUGCGUACCGCGCGCACGCCUACACGUACACCCGCGGUGUGGCUGUCAGGGAGAUUCUGUGCGAGCUGACGGGUCGGAGGGGCGGCGUUUCCAAAGGAAAGGGAGGCUCCAUGCACAUGUACGCACCGCAUUUUUACGGAGGGAACGGGAUUGUUGGAGCACAGGUUCCACUAGGUGCAGGAAUCGCUCUGGCGUGUCAAUACCAAGGCAACAAUCAGUUAUGCGUGACGCUGUACGGUGACGGUGCUGCCAAUCAGGGGCAGCUGUUCGAGGCAUUCAACAUGGCCGCUCUCUGGAAGCUUCCGUGCAUUUUCAUCUGCGAGAACAACCAGUACGGCAUGGGGACGUCGGCGGAGAGGGCGUCUGCUUGCACCGACUACUACAAAAGAGGAGACUACAUACCGGGAAUUAGAGUAGAUGGGAUGGAUGUCCUGUGUGUGAGAGAAGCGGUCAAGUUUGCAGCGGACCUAUGUCGAGCCGGAAAGGGUCCAAUUGUGAUGGAGCUCAAGACAUAUCGCUACCACGGACACAGCAUGAGUGACCCUGGUGUCAGUUACCGUACUCGGGAGGAGAUCCAGGAAGUACGCAGCAAGAACGACCCCAUUGCACUGUUGAAGGAACAAAUGCUGAGCAACAAUAUGGCGUCCGUUGAGGAGCUCAAGGAAAUGGACGUCGCCAUUCGCAAGGAGGUGGAUGAGGCAGCGCAGUUUGCAACAGCGGACCCCGAACCGCCGUUGGACGAUUUGUGCAGCCACAUCUUCAAAAAUGAGCCCCCGCUUGAGAUCCGUGGGACCAAUCCCUGGUCAAAGCUGAAGUCUGUAAGCUAGAACUACAACUGGCACCGCAAAGAGAUUCUGACCAGAACUCUACACGGGGCCGGGACUUGGAUCUGUUUGCCACAUUUUUUAAUAGCUCUAUUUAUUAAUAUAAUUUAAUAUAUGAUCUUGUACUCUACUUGAACUGUGCCAGGGCUCCAGCAGAAAGUUUUUACAAACAAAUUAUUUAAUGUUUGCUGUGACAUUUGUGGUAUUACUGAAUACAUUAAGGACUGAACAAUCUUUAGGAAACUAAAGAAUUUUUUACUCCAGUUGUAAGCAAUAUUGUCAUUUUUAUCCAUGCAAAACAGAACUUUCCAAUGUUUACCAGCUUCCAAACAUUACAUUUUCAAAGCAGCACUUUAUCUUUGUCGUCAACGCACAUAUGUUAAAGUAAAAGUUUUUUUUUUUUUUG